AUGGCCUCACAAUUGCAAGCUCAAGGUGACGAUGUUCUUCAGACUAUUCGUCAAAUGAAAAAGACGUCCAAGAACCAGAAGCAGACAACAAAAACAAACAAUCUCAAGAAUUAUUCCAAGGAGCUCGAAUCAUUGCUGUUGCGAAUGUAUAAUGAGGCGUCUACGGCACGAGAAUCGAAGAAAAUGGGAACGCAACACACUACAAGCACAAAAAACGUUACAACACCUCGUUCUGAUGGUGAUAAUCAGCAGAACGACGAUGAUGACAGCGAUAGUAAUCCUGCCCCGUUGUCCAUAUCGCUUGCGUCUACCAGCACAUUUUACGCUGCAGAAUUGGAAGAGCUCAUUCGAACAGAGCAGCUCAAUCGUGUUGCGUUAAUCAAACAAAUCUCCUCCGAACGCGAGCAGAGAGCAGCUCUGAAGCAGUUCCUGUCGGCUUUUUCCCAAGAACACAAUGACGAUAUUAGGAAUCCAGCGAAAGAUAACCAGAGUUUAUUGGAAGAUAUGCAGGAUAACGUGCGUCAGCUGAUCUAUGAUGCUGUGAUCGGGCGACAAAUGAUUGAGGCAACACUGGAAGAAGAAGUGCAGUCGUGUGAAAAGGAUUUCGAUGCUUGCUAUCAGAAGCUAUUGCAUACACUACGGGACAACACUAACUCAGCCGUUAAUGUUGAGAAACAACAGGAUCAAGAACAGAGAAUUGCGGCAAUGCUCGAAGCUUCAGGAGGGAACAAUUGCUCUGACGAGAUGCUUAAACUUGAAAUUUCCAACGAAUUGCGAAAGGUUUUCAGUCACCUCCAGGAAGAUCUUGCCGAGUACGAGGAAGGGUUUAUCAACGCUGCCUCUGCCAGUGAUGCAGCAGGUAGCAUUGAAGCUGCAUCGUCCAAAGGUGGCGGAUGGAGUGAGGCAAAUGAGGAGAGAUUUUUAAAGGUUCUUCGCAGCUACGAGAACAAACACGGAGCUGGAAAGAAGCCUCAGCUAUUGUACGAUCAGCUUGCAUUGGUACUGCCCAAUGUUCCUCUCAUCGAGAUAAAGAAACACGUAAAAUUUCAUCAGCAUUAUCGCUUUUAUCAAGAGAAACGAAAAGAUCGGCAACGAGAAUUUCAGCGAAAACUGGAGGAGCUACAGAAUGGUGCCACUACCAGAUUUCGUACGGCUAUGGAACAAGAGCAAGAACGAGUACGAAAGUUGCAACAGUUGCAUGAUAUGCAACAACAAUGUGAUCAACGGCACGAACAGAUUUCCCAGUGGCGCGUGACGAAAGAAGCCAAAGAACGGAUAGAGAAACAGCAGCGUGAAAUUGAACAACUACUAGAAAACCAGAAACAGAAAGAAGAAGAACUUCAAUGGCGUCGCAAGCACGAUCAACAGAAAAUUGCGGUGGACGAGUAUAAGAAAGGAAAGACACUUCAAAAAAUGGCGGACGAAAAACUCACCAUGGAAGAAGAGCAACGACGAGGGGAGGAACGAGCUCUUCAAAGCGUCGUUAAUGCUGAAAGAGUGCAGUACAGACAUCACGAGUUUCAGCGCAAAAUGGAGGAAAUGAAGCAAGAAGAACUCCAUAAAGCUGAGCUAGAAGGGCAGCGACUGGUAAAACUGAACGAGUUGAAGGAGACAACACCUUACGCGCAAAUUAUCGCGAAUAUUGCGGUACGAUAAAUUAAAAAAUCAUGGGGACGGAAUUUUUAAUGUAACACACUUGAUAUUUAUACAGCCCGAUCCAGAGCGUACACGACAGGUGACUGUGGCCUUUCGUGCUAACGUUGAGGCAGCUCAGGAGGGGCUUCCAGUUACUGUACGUUAUUGAUGGUUAAUUCUGCUGUUGAUACCCUGCAUAUGUAACAUUUUGUGGUAAUAGGAAACGGGAUUGUUUCCGAGCCACGGAUACGAUUGCGAGACGCUGUUCAAGAACGCAAGAUUCAAACUUGGCAUUGCUCUCCGUGUAUGUGUCAACGCCGGAUUGAAUUAGUUUUUUUUUUUUUGUCACUUUUUAUAUCAAUUUUUUUGCAGAACGCUGGGUUGAAUUCGAGUGACUACGCUCGUCAAGCACUGUCCAAUGUCAAGGUUUGCAACGUAGGCGCGUAUCGAAACCACGUGGCUGAACCUACGAAGCUGUGGUGAUUGCUGUUGUAAAAGAGAAAAAAAGAACUGUUGCAAUGAAAGUUUACACAACAAUAUAUAAUUUAAGUGACGAUCCG
This is a messenger RNA of Phytophthora nicotianae INRA-310, 2195 nucleotides long. RefSeq lists its product as hypothetical. The transcript is spliced from 6 exons. Lineage: Eukaryota; Oomycota; Peronosporomycetes; Peronosporales; Peronosporaceae. The record is from RefSeq and is a predicted model, not a curated record. The coding region runs from base 1 to 1656 and encodes 551 amino acids.